AUGUCAACUGGGUUUCCAGAUCAUGCGCAACUUGACCUUCGCGCACAGUCACGCCCUCGUUAUUCUCAAAGCGCGGAGUCUUCGUUCGACUCUCAGAUGAGUGGGAUCGCCCAUAGCAGAUCGCCGCCGGGCCCCAUCACCGGUGGCACCGCGGAGGAGCAGAAGACAACCGAUACCAGAGCCACUGCCCAAAAAAGGAAUUGGGAUUAUGUAUUACGAAGUGGCCUGGCUGGAGGGUUGGCCGGCUGUGCGGCCAAAACCGUUGUAGGUCCUCUUGACCGUGUCAAGAUUCUUUUUCAAGCACAAAAUCCGCAAUUUGCCAAAUACAGUGGCAGCUGGGCCGGCCUGGCGCUUGCCAUCCGCGACAUCAAGCGUUUCGAGGGCGCCAAGGGCCUGUUUAAGGGCCAUUCGGCCACACUCCUCCGUAUCUUCCCCUACGCCUCCAUCAAAUUCCUCGCCUACGAGCAGAUCCGCGCUGUCGUGAUCCCGACCCCCGAUAAAGAGACCUCCAUCCGCCGCUUAAUAUCUGGCAGCUUAGCCGGCACCACCUCAGUUUUUUUCACCUACCCCCUCGAGCUCGUACGCGUUCGCCUCGCAUUCGAGACAAAACGAUCAUCACGGUCGUCCUUGACCGAUAUUUGCCGCCAGAUCUACCAUGAGCGCGUUGUGCCUCCAUCGACAGGCUCGGCGAUCGCCGCAGGCACCCAGCCGGCCUCUACCACCGUUGCUGCAGCUACAACCAUCUCCGCUACAGCCAACAAAGCGAUUCCACACUCUGGCAUCGCCAACUUCUACCGUGGAUUUGGCCCUACAAUUCUCGGCAUGCUUCCUUACGCUGGCAUUUCUUUCCUCACACAUGACACCGUUGGCGACUGGCUCCGCAUGCCCGCUGUAGCACAUUAUACCACCAUUCCGGCCUCCGAAUCGAAGCCCAAGAAGGGCUCCCGACAGCCGCAGCUGACUGCCGCCGCCGAACUAUUCUCUGGCGCUGUCGCGGGCCUCGUGUCACAAACAUCAUCAUACCCGCUAGAGGUGAUCCGCCGGCGGAUGCAGGUCGGCGGGGCCGUUGGCGAUGGCCGCCGGCUUGGCAUCAUAGAGACCGGUCACAAGAUCUGGCUUGAGAGGGGCUUCCGCGGGUUUUGGGUUGGUUUGACGAUCGGGUACAUCAAGGUCGUUCCGAUGGCCGCGACCGCAUUCUUCGUCUAUGAGCGGUUGAAGUGGUCGUUGGGUAUCUAG
Molecule: messenger RNA, 1236 nt
Organism: Penicillium macrosclerotiorum
Lineage: Eukaryota; Fungi; Ascomycota; Eurotiomycetes; Eurotiales; Aspergillaceae
Product: coenzyme A transporter
Exons: 2
Coding region: 1-1236 (411 amino acids)
Biological process (GO): transmembrane transport
Cellular component (GO): mitochondrial inner membrane
Source: RefSeq, a predicted model, not a curated record